AUGGCGAACAGCGCAGAUAACCCAGACCUUGAGGAGAGGUUCGAGGAUGCCACCGAUGUCAAUAAUGAUUCAAAGCGAAAUUCCUCCCACUCGGACCAGGCUCCGCAGGAUCCCAAGAACUCCAAUGAGCAUCCUCCCACCCCGAACGACGACGAGCAAUCUAAAGACGAGCAAAGAGAAAGCACGGGAGACCCAGGGCCAAAAGUCCCUGAUAUAACUACCGAUACAAGCGCUAUGGAUGACUCUCACGAUGCCCAGCAAACGCCGACGUUGAAACCUCCCGAGCCCUCAACUGACACCUCCGGCGAUCCUGCAGAGAAACCCGUCCCCCCUAAGCCUGCUACUCGCCCUUCAAGGUUCCAAGGCUUUUCUGCUUCGCUACCUUCAGUGCCUUGGGGACCGCCUCCUCCCAGAAAAGCUUCCGAUGCUCGAGCACCGUCCCCGCAACCGCCUCCUCCCCAAUCGACGUCCUCCUUUAGCCGCAAGGUGACCACUCCUUUUGGAUGGUUGAGCCGAGCAACAUCGGCUCCAAAGGAGACUCGCUCUCCCCCUUUACCUUCAAAAUCACAACUCGACACACGGCGGAAUACGGCAGCAUCAGCGUCCACUCUCGGCAGCAAUGCUGAUUUGACGCUAAAGGCGCUAGAUGAGGCUCAAGAUGGGUCAAGCGGUCAGAAGCAGCCUUCUCGAGCAUCUCUCCGCGAACAGUUUAAGAUGCUCCGGCUACGGGAAGAAGCAGGCAUAACAAGCUUGGAGGGCGCGGAGUCAUCCGAAGGAGGUGCAAUAGCAGGACUUAUUGGACGGUCGGCCAGUUUGGGUGUUGGAAUAGCUACUCCAGGCAGCGUUGGCCAGGAUGAAAAUCUUGUCUCUACCCCUGUCAUGUCACCGUCUUCGCCCAUGGUCGAGUCGCUGCCCACCAAUCCAAAUCUGCCUCCUGGAACCGUGGCAGGGGUGGCAGCAGCGACUGCAGAUACGAGCACGCCGAUUGAUUGGGACUUCUGGCAAAACGUGGUCAACGAGGGUCCUCAGGCCGUUGCUCGGACGAGCCCUGAUGAGUUCACUCAAGCCAUCAGCGGGGGUAUCCCACAGACCAUCAGACCGGUGAUAUGGCAAGUGUUGGCAGGCAGCAAAAACGAGGAUUUGGAAGCCGUCUACUGGGACUUGAAGUCGCGAGGGCCACACUCGGAACCAAAAGAGGGCAUGCCCAAAUCUCCUUUACUGAAUGGACAUGUCAACGGCAGUGCCAAGGAGAAAGAAUCAGUAGCGUCGUCGAGGUCGUCAAUAAAAUCGGAUCACUCAACGCCUGCCACCAGCUCCAACAUGGGCGUUGCGUCUCCCUCGCCUUCCCACGAAGCACCAGAUCCUUUGAGCACGGCACGUCUCCAGACCCAACUGGCCGUCGAAAAAGCGAAAAAGUCCAAAGAGGAUUCCGCAGCACUAGCCAAGCUGGAGAAGAUGAUCAAGAGAGACAUGGGGUCAAGGACAAGCUACUCGAAGUAUGCGGCGGCAGCGGGUCUUCAAGAUGGGCUGUUCCACGUAUGCCGCGCAUAUGCACUCUUCGACGAUGCUGUUGGAUACCCUCAGGGCCUGAACUUCAUCAUUAUGCCUCUUUUGUUCACAAUGCCCGAGGAAGAAGCUUUCUGUCUGCUGGUUCGGUUGAUGAACAAAUACCAACUCCGUGAUCUUUUCAUCCAGGACAUGCCAGGACUGCAUCUACACCUCUAUCAGUUUGAGCGAUUAUUGGAAGAUCUGGAGCCUGCGCUAUAUUGUCAUCUCAACCGUCGAGGCGUGACCCCGAAGCUCUACGCGACACAGUGGUUUCUCACUAUGUUUGCAUACCGGUUUCCACUACAACUGGUCAUGCGGGUCUAUGAUUUGGUUCUCUGUGAAGGGCUCGAGGGUGCAAUUCUAAAGUUUGGAAUGGCUGUCAUCCAGCGGAACGUGGCCACGCUGCUGGCGAUGCAGGACAUGCAGAGCCUCACGAACUUCCUCAAAGAAAAGAUCUUCGAUGUUUAUAUCGAUGCCGCACCCUCGUCCAAGUCGAUCCUGGAGUCAGGAUUCUUCGGCAGCUCUGGCGGCUCUGACACUGAAAUUUAUCGAGCAGAUCUCCUUGUUCAAGACGCAUGUGCGGUAAAAUUGACACCCGAAAUGCUCAAUCGAUACCGAGAGGAGUGGGAGACAACCAUGAAGGCCGAAAAGGCACGUGAGACCGAGCUAGAAAAUCUCAAGACGGAUUGCGCCACAAAGGCUGCCCAGAUCCGCUCCCUCGAGCAAAGGGCUGAGAAAUCCGACGCCGAGCACAUCGAGAUAGCUAAUGAGCUGGUGCGGCUGAAAGUCGAGAACACCGAGUUGCAGGAUCGUAAUGAGAGCUUGACUGGACAAGUCGCCGAGCUGAAAAAGGUGGCGGAAAGCGAGGCCGCAAAUGUCGAAGAGAGGCUGCGGGCGGGAACGGAACAGGUCAUGCAGCGCAAUAUCGAGGUGCAGAACGAGAACCGUCAUAUGGAAGAGCAAAUGGCCGAAAUGGAACGAGAGCUUGUGGAGAUCAAGAUGAAGUAUGCUGAGCUCAAUGCCGAACACGAAGCGCUCAAGCAGAAAUGGAACGACUUGAAACGAGCUCUCGAAUGA
Molecule: messenger RNA, 2625 nt
Organism: Fonsecaea erecta
Lineage: Eukaryota; Fungi; Ascomycota; Eurotiomycetes; Chaetothyriales; Herpotrichiellaceae
Exons: 3
Coding region: 1-2625 (874 amino acids)
Source: RefSeq, a predicted model, not a curated record